AUGGUUCUCCCAAAAUUCUUCAAGUCACCAAAACCCGUCGACAAGAAGAAACACAAGGCAUCGCCGUCCGCAUCCUCGAUCGCGGAACAGACAGCAGACGCCCCUUCGUCCUCGCCCUCACUGCCUCGACGCAAGACCGACACCGUCGAGCGUCGGAAGAGCACCUCGCUCGACAAGCCGCCCGCCUACAGACGAGAGACGACCGAGUUCUCAGAUCCCUUUGGCCCUCCGCCGGCCUCUCCCACCGCUGCUGCCAACACUUCUGCCUCAGCGCAGAGCAGUCCGACCAAGGCUCCCCAUCGCCGUCCCAGCUCCAGGCCGCAGCCGUCAGCCUCUUCGCCCUCGUCUCCCUCCUCCCGGAGCAGCAGGGCAGCCCCUCGAUCGUCUUCUGGCACGCCAGCAGCGGCUGCAGCGGCAUCGAGAUCACGGCGAGAGCAGAGUCCGGCCAUCCCUGGCGCCCCUGCUUCCAACACCGCUUCCACCGCCAAAUCGUCGGGUCUCAGGGCGAAGCCGUCGAAGAAAGGCAGCGGAGGCCGCUUUGCACUCGACCCCAACUCGCACCCGCUCAACCUCCCGCCAGACGAGCUCCGUCGACUCUCGGCAAACAUGGCGGCCGCGGCAGCAGCAGCAGCAGAGAGGGAUGAAACCUUGCGCAGCUCCAUGGACCUUGACAGAGAUGGCCCUUCUUCACCUACUCCCACCCCCUUCUCGGCCACCGGUACCACUCCGUUGAAGCCUGAACCCAACGGGACCAGUAGCCAUCCCCAGGACACCGAGAGGAGCCCGACUCCUCCCCCUCAUACCUCUCCGCCUCCCCCGCCAGUCGACCCGGAGAUGCAUAAGCUGGCUGGGAACAAAUUCUUCAAGGCUGGCGAAUAUUACAGGGCUAUCCAGGAAUAUACCAAAGAGGCCUUGGACGAUGCCAAACGUGCGGACGAGCUGGAACCAGGCAAUCCCAAGAUUAUGCACAGACUGGCUAGAAUAUACACAGCCCUCGGCCGUCCGGCAGAGGCACUCCAGGUAUACUCCAACAUCCGACCCCCAGCGUCAGCAAAGGAUACCGCGGCCGCCGAGGCCAUGUUAAGGAACGUUACCCAAGCUGAAGAAACCCUACGAGGUGAGAAGGGAGGUUCCAUGGUUUUAUUCUGUUUGGAUCAGGCCGUGCGGGGACUUGGCAACGGAGUACAGCAGCCUCGCAACUGGCUGCUGAUGCGGGUAGAGGCAUUCCUGAUGAUGGGCAACGUCAACGCUUUGGGCGAGGCGCAGAACAUCGCCAUGUCCCUGCUCCGCGACAACAACCAGGAUCCCGAUGCCAUCUUCCUGCGUGGACGGCUGUUCUAUCUCCAGGGCGAUAACGACCAGGCCGUUAAGCACUUUAAACGAGCACUCAGCCUGGAUCCUGACUCCUCAAAGAUAAUCAAGUGUCUUCGAAUGGUACAGAAACUCUUACGGAUCAAGGACGAAGGGAACGCUGCGUUCAAGUCACGCAAGUACAGAGAAGCUAUCGACCUAUACACCAGGGGCCUCGAGGUCGAUCCCAGCAACAAGGAUAUCAACUCGAAGCUCCUCCAGAACCGUGCCCAGGCGCACAUUAAUAUAAACCAAUUCGAAAAGGCCAUCGACGACUGCACCAAGGCCCUUGAAUGUGACCCAACCUACCUCAAGGCUAGGAGAGUGCGAGCAAAGGCAUACGGAGGAGCUGGAAACUGGGACGAAGCCGUCAAAGAGUUGAAAGAUAUUGCGGAAAACCACCCCGGCGAAAAGGGAAUCCAAGAGGAAAUUCGAAACGCAGAGUGGGAGCUCAAGAAGAGCCAACGAAAGGAUUACUAUAAGAUCCUAGGCGUAGAGAAGACCGCUACCGAAACUGAAAUUAAGAAGGCCUAUCGCAAGCUGGCCAUUCAACACCAUCCGGACAAGAACGUUAAUGGAGACAGCAGCGAUGACACCCUAUUCAAAGAAAUUGGAGAGGCCUACGAGACUUUGAGCGAUCCUCAAAAACGUCAAUCUUAUGAUAAUGGAGAAGAUCUGAUAGAUCCUUCUAAUCCUUUUGCUCAUGGGGGCUUCGGUAUGGGAGGCAUGGGAGGUAUGGGUGGUAUGGGGGGACAGAACAUCCACAUUGAUCCCAGCGUCUUGUUCAACAUGAUGAACAACGGUGGUGGCGGUUUCCAGAGCGCAGGAGGCAACCCCUUCCACACCCACGGGUGGUAA
This is a messenger RNA of Microsporum canis CBS 113480, 2208 nucleotides long. Its product is annotated as DnaJ domain-containing protein. NCBI's taxonomy places the organism in Eukaryota, Fungi, Ascomycota, Eurotiomycetes, Onygenales, Arthrodermataceae. The transcript has 3 exons. The record is from RefSeq and is a predicted model, not a curated record. Gene Ontology annotation, molecular function: protein binding. Bases 1 to 2208 code for a protein of 735 amino acids.